Molecule: messenger RNA, 1147 nt
Organism: Paralichthys olivaceus (Japanese flounder)
Lineage: Eukaryota; Metazoa; Chordata; Actinopteri; Pleuronectiformes; Paralichthyidae
Source: RefSeq, a predicted model, not a curated record
AUGAGGGUGAGGACUGAGGAGUUCAACCGCUGCUCCUUCAUGUGGAAAGAGGACAGCCGAGAACACGUGUGCUCCAUCAUCGCCUCCAUGCUGAGAAAUCUCAAGUCCCAACAGAGAAGCCGACUCCUCACUAAGUUUACAGAGAAUGACUGUGAGAAGGUUGACCGCCUGAUGGAGUUGCAUUUUAAGUACCUGGAAGCUGUUCAACAGGCUGACAAGAGGAUCGAAGGAGAGAAACAUGAGAUGGUUCGUCGUGGGGAGAUCUUGGAUGACAGCAUGGAGGAUGAGUUCUACCUUCGUCGCCUGGAUGCCGGACUAUUCGUCCUCCAGUUAAUCUGCUACAUAAUGGUGGAGAUAAGCAACUCUGGGAUCUCACAGCUGCAGCAGAGAGUCCAUCAAAUCCUCAACCUGAGAGGAGGCUCUGUCAAAGUAGUACGCCACAUAAUGAGAGAGUACGCAGAGAGCAUCGGAGAUGGGAAGAGUGACGAGUUCAAAGAAGCCGAGCGGAAGAGGAUCAUGGACCUUGUCGACAGCUUCUAAUCUCACUUUUUCUAUCUUCAAAUACACAAACAAAUCCUUUCUUUCUCGUGAGAACAUUGAAGCCCCCUCCGGUUCUGAUCUGGAACCAGAUUUGAACGGGACCUUGAUCCAGUCGUCUGUUUUUCUGCGACAUUCUGAAGGUAAAGUCACUGAGGACGUUUACAUGCACGAAUUUACUGCCCUGAGCAAUCUAAUGUUUUUUUUCUUAUUUUUAUUUAUUUAUUUUUAAAGGAAUUACAUGAAUUACCUUGCCUCGAUCUUUCACAUCCACUUUGGGGAAUAAAGAAAAAUAAAUUCAAAAAAGAAACUCACAAUUAGAUGUUUCAUUAAAUUCAAUCUUAUUCGUCCUGGUUAGAAUCGUUGUUAAAAUCCAUUGACAAUCGUGCAUGUAAAAUGUUCUCAUCAUAGAAGCAGUAGGAGAUCAGAAUAUUAUAGACUGACUGAAACACACAACAAACAAGAGACUUACUCAGAGCUGCAGAUUCUGUUCAGUGGUGUUGGAUAUUAACAGACAUUCCUCUCUCACUCUACCUGGUUCGUUUGUUUUUGAAUUUUGCGUGUAAACUAUUUUGUAAUAAAACAUUUGGUAAUAAAUUCCUUGAUAUUA